AUGCUAGCCAGGGCGCCACCAGCAAAAGUAGCACCCUGCAAACCAUGUAUGGGCACUGGCCUCGUCCCCACGCCCUGCGGAAAACCACAGAAGCCACAUCUCGAGUCCCCUCGAGUUGCAAUUGUUGGUGCAGGUAUCGGGGGUGCGGCUCUGGCUCUGGCAUUACAACAGCGCGGCGUUCAUGUAUCUCUAUUCGAGCGAGACACUUCAUUUUCAAUGCGAAAGCAAGGUUAUGGUCUCACUCUGCAGAAAUAUUCAGGAGCGGCUGCUCUCAAGCAACUCGGAGUGUUGCUCGAUGGGGUUGGUUCAAACGCAAACAUCUCUCUCACCGCAGCCGGCAGAGAAUUGGGUAGAUAUGGACACGGCACGCGACUUUAUAAUGACCAGAAAGUGGCCGUCAACUCAGCUUCAGACGCCGGCCGAAAGAAUGUUCACUUACCGCGACAAGCACUACGUCGUGUGCUGCUUGAAAAGUUAUCUCCAGGAACUGUUCACUGGGGAAAGAAGUUUAAAAAUUACAAAGAGACAACUUGUUCAACCUCGUCAGGUGUAGAGCUCCAAUUCGAGGAUGGUGACCGUUUGAGCUUUGAUCUUCUCGUUGGCGCAGACGGAAUCUUCUCCGCAGUCAGACCAGUGAAACUCGCAAAAAAUUCACGCGAUGCAGCUGUCGGGGAAGCAUACCCACUCCACUACCUCGGAGUGUUCGUGAUGCUUGGAAUAUGUCAUGGAGUCAGCCACCCUCUUUGCGAUCACAAAGUGUUUCAGGUAGUUGACGGGACGACAAGGAUAUACGUUAUGCCAUUUUCUCGAUCAUGCGAUGGGGACGGAUGCCUGGCGCUUCGACAGGGAGACGAAGUAUCUACACAAAACAACAAGGCAACUGUUCCUCUUUUGAUGUGGCAGCUCUCUUUCCCGAUUUCAGAAGAAAAGGCAAUUGAGCUGGCAAAGGCUGACCCGGCAAAACUUCUUUCCGAGGCGGUCGAGCGUUGCGGUUCUUGGGUAGAUCCUGUUCCUGAACUAAUAUCAUCGACCAGUAUCCAAAAUCUUUCGGGAUAUCCUGCAUAUGACCGCGCAUGUCUGAACGCAGGCGACCUACGGAAUAUGUCAGACGAACACAGCGCAGCAUCACGCGUAACCCUUAUUGGUGAUGCAGCACACCCCAUGUCUCCAUUUAAAGGUCAGGGCGCCAACCAGGCACUUCUGGAUGCUGUGCAGCUGGCCCGUGCACUUUUCCGAACUCCAACAUUCAGUCCAUCGAGAUCGAAGCAUAGGCAAGGAUUGGUAUGGCAGUCCGAGUCGUGCAGCGCUGGACUUUUUGAUGGCGACGUUGCGACGGCACUCUCCGACUUUGAGAAAACAAUGUGCACAAGGAGUAAGGAAAAAGUUAGACUAUCGCGGGACGCUGCGGCAUAUUUGCAUUCAAAUGCAGCUCUUGCCGAAGGAAACUGUGUGAGGGCACAUGCCGCGGCCAGAGCAGCCAAAUCCUUGACCGAUGAUACUACUAAACUGAAGGUAUUUGAUGACUCAUCUCAUACAUGAAGUGUCGGCGGCAGCGUGACAUUUAGUUCUCUAUCUCGAUGUCACUUAUUCUGGCUGGUGAAACCGUUUGAUUAUUAAAACCUUAUUAGCGCUAACACUUAAUAAUCCGUGAAAGGUGCCUUCCUUGCGACUGAGGAACUUUGACAGGGGGUUCGCGGGAGGCUGGUUUGGGACGAGUCCGAGACGGUCUCGAGUUUUGAUCGAUGGAGCUUCGGUGAAAGAAGGACUAAGAGGCUUCUUAGCUAUGGUUUGAAGCUGAAUUUCAUCGAUUCAUCGGUGAAAGAAAGGGGGGACUUUCUGGUUUUUGGCUUCCCUCGAGUUGCGCGCCCAGACGUAUAUUUUGAAGAGUAUUGAUCGAUGAAGCUUCGGUGAAAGACGGACUAAGAAGGGCGACUCCCCCGUAGUUUGAAGCUGAAUUUUCAUCCAUACGUCGGUCAACUUCGGCGAAUGGGCGGGUUGGAAUGUGGUAAGGGUUUUAAGUGUUUUAUGAGGUACAUGUGUACGUACUAAAUAAAUAAAUGUGAGUUCGACAUAUAUAUGUGACUUCUAAAUAAAUUUGACGUACAUAUAUUGUACGAAGGUAUGUACGUACACGAACACGUUUUGCU
Messenger RNA from Micromonas commoda, 2147 nucleotides. RefSeq lists its product with no specific name. The coding region runs from base 1 to 1539 and encodes 512 amino acids. NCBI's taxonomy places the organism in Eukaryota, Viridiplantae, Chlorophyta, Mamiellophyceae, Mamiellales, Mamiellaceae. The record is from RefSeq and is a predicted model, not a curated record. Gene Ontology annotation, molecular function: FAD binding. The transcript has a single exon.